Prunus avium (sweet cherry) is the source of this 849-nucleotide messenger RNA. NCBI's taxonomy places the organism in Eukaryota, Viridiplantae, Streptophyta, Magnoliopsida, Rosales, Rosaceae. The record is from RefSeq and is a predicted model, not a curated record.
UCCUCAACCUCACCGAUCAAACCAAACCAAGCAAAACCCUAUUAACCUCUUCAUCAAUGGCUGAGCAACACCCCCGCCCACAACAAGGCUACCAGACUCAGCCCCAGUACGACCAACAACAGCAGCACCAAGGUUUCCAGUACGACGACCAACAGCAACCAAAAGGCUUCCUUCCUCAAAAUGGUCCCUCUGCCAAGCAUAUUGUAGCAAUGCUCGCUCUUGUUCCAAUCGGCGGCACUCUGCUCUUCCUUGCUGGGCUCACGCUCGCUGGGACGAUCCUUGGGCUCGCUGUUUCUACCCCGCUUUUUGUUAUCUUCAGCCCCAUUUUGGUCCCGGCUGCUUUGGUCAUAGGCCUGUCCGUGGUCGGGAUCUUAACCUCGGGGGCUUUUGGGAUCACGGCCCUCUCGUCUUUCUCUUGGUUGGCCCAUUUUCUGAGUCGGAGUCGGCUGCCGGAGCAGAUAGGCAAGAAGGUGCAGGAGACAACGGGGUAUUUGGGCCUCAAGGUGCAGGAGAUGGCGGACUAUUUGGGCCAAAAGAUGCAGGAGAGCGGAGGCCAGGUGGGCCACUUGUUGCAGGAGACUGGAGGUCAGGUGGGCCAGAAGACUAGAGAAAUGGGGAAAGAUAUCCAAGAUAAGGCCCAGGAUGCUGGUAGGACACUGGAAGCUGGUAGGGACCAAGAGGGUGGUAAGACCAAAGCAGGUGGCAGGGGACGUUAAGGUGUUGGUGUUGGUGUUACUGUUAAGACAUGAAGAUGAACUGGUUCAUAGAUAUAUAUGAUAUGUAGGCCUUGGUGGCUAGUAAUGUCUCUCUCUCUCUCUCGGGGUCUCUUUGUUUCUCUCUCUGCUUUCU